This is a messenger RNA of Nannospalax galili (Upper Galilee mountains blind mole rat), 4178 nucleotides long. RefSeq names its product unk zinc finger (gene Unk). Gene Ontology annotation, biological process: cell morphogenesis involved in neuron differentiation. The coding region runs from base 535 to 2901 and encodes 788 amino acids. Gene Ontology annotation, molecular function: metal ion binding; mRNA CDS binding. The transcript is spliced from 19 exons. The record is from RefSeq and is a predicted model, not a curated record. NCBI's taxonomy places the organism in Eukaryota, Metazoa, Chordata, Mammalia, Rodentia, Spalacidae.
GGGAGCGGCGAAGAGGCAGGAAGACAGGACCAUGUCGAAGGGCCCCGGGCCCGGCGGCUCGGCAGCUUCCUCGGCGCCCCCGGCCGCUACCGCUCAGGUGCUGCAGGCACAGCCCGAGAAACCGCAGCACUACACAUUGAACUAAUUUCCUGCAGAGCAGCAAGUGUCAUUGCAGCCUUAAGUCAAGCUCACAAAAUCCCCAUUACUAUGUUAGAUACUAAAGAAGGCUCCCCCCAAUCCAUAUGCAUCUGCUUUGACUGGUGGUUUCUGUCAUCUGCAAAGACUGUGACUUAUUGGUGAGGGCAGCUGGACAACUCUGAGAGCAACUUAGAGAAAUCCAUCUUGGGCACUCUGUAAGGAGCUUCUCUGCAAAUAGCACCCCAUAUAAGUGCACAAAAGCAAGACACCCUCGUGGACCUACUUCCCGCUUCCAACACCCUGAUGCCUGAAGCUAAAGGAGGUUUUCCACUACACACUUCUGUGUCUGUGGACAGUCGUGGCUAACCCUAGUAGAUUGUCCUCUCUUCUUGUAACAUGGAUGAAUUUGUGUUAAGUGAAGAUGGAUGUUCAAUGUACCUGAAGGAGUUUCGCACAGAGCAAUGCCCACUCUUUGUGCAACACAAAUGUACGCAGCAUCGGCCCUACACCUGCUUCCAUUGGCACUUUGUGAACCAGCGGCGCCGCAGGUCCAUCCGCCGUCGGGACGGUACCUUCAACUACAGUCCAGACGUCUACUGCACCAAGUAUGACGAGGCUACAGGCCUCUGCCCCGAGGGCGACGAGUGCCCAUUCCUGCAUAGGACCACAGGGGACACUGAGCGCAGGUACCACCUUCGUUACUACAAAACUGGAAUCUGUAUCCACGAGACUGACUCAAAAGGCAACUGCACCAAAAACGGCCUGCACUGCGCUUUUGCCCACGGGCCCCAUGACCUCCGCUCCCCUGUCUAUGACAUCAGGGAGCUACAGGCCAUGGAAGCCUUGCAGAAUGGCCAGACCACAGUAGAGGGCAGCAUAGAAAGCCAGUCGGCUGGUGCCGCAAGCCAUGCCAUGAUAGAAAAAAUUCUGAGUGAAGAACCUCGGUGGCAAGAGACCGCUUAUGUGCUGGGGAACUAUAAGACGGAGCCGUGCAAGAAGCCACCGCGGCUGUGCCGCCAGGGCUAUGCCUGUCCCUACUACCACAACAGCAAGGACCGGCGGCGGAGCCCCCGGAAGCACAAAUACAGGUCAUCUCCAUGUCCAAACGUCAAACAUGGGGACGAGUGGGGAGACCCCGGCAAGUGUGAGAAUGGAGACUCCUGCCAGUAUUGCCACACCCGCACAGAGCAGCAGUUCCAUCCAGAGAUCUACAAAUCCACCAAGUGCAAUGAUAUGCAGCAGUCAGGCAGCUGCCCCCGAGGACCUUUCUGCGCCUUUGCACACAUAGAACCACCCCCCUUAAGUGAUGACAUGCAGCCUUCCUCAGCUGUAUCCAGCCCCACCCAAGCGGGUCCUGUCUUGUACAUGCCAUCUGCUGCCGGAGACUCGGUGCCUGUGAGCCCCUCCAGCCCGCAUGCCCCUGACCUCAGUGCUAUCCUCUGUAGGAACAGUGGCCUGGGCAGCCCAUCUCACCUCUGCAGCUCCCCACCAGGCCCUGGCAGGAAGACCUCAAACCUGGAGGGCCUGGUCUUCCCAGGGGAGUCGAGCCUCGCCCCUGGCAGCUACAAAAAAGCUCCUGGCUUCGAAAGGGAAGACCAGGUUGGAGCGGAGUACCUGAAAAAUUUCAAGUGCCAGGCUAAACUAAAGUCCCAUUCACUAGAGCCCAGGAGUCAAGAGCAGCCUCUGCUUCAACCCAAACAGGACGUGCUGGGCAUCCUCCCUGUGGGCAGCCCCUUGACCUCAAGCAUCUCUUCCAGCAUCACCUCCAGCCUGGCAGCCACUCCCCCGAGCCCUGCAGGCACUAGCAGCACUCCUGGCAUGAAUGCAAAUGCUCUGCCCUUCUACCCCACCAGCGACACGGUAGAGUCGGUCAUAGAGUCUGCCUUGGAUGACCUGGACCUGAACGAGUUUGGGGUAGCGGCCCUGGAGAAGACUUUUGAUAACAGCACAGUGCCCCACCCCAGCAGCAUCACAAUCGGUGGCAGUUUGUUGCAGAGCUCUGCGCCUGUGAAUAUCCCUGGCUCCUUAGGCAGCUCAGCCUCCUUCCACUCUGCCUCUCCAUCCCCUCCUGUCAGCCUCUCUUCACAUUUUCUGCAACAACCCCAGGGCCACCUGAGCCAGUCAGAAAAUACAUUUUUGGGGACCUCAGCAUCACAUGGAUCUUUGGGUCUGAACGGGAUGAACAGCAGCAUCUGGGAGCAUUUUGCCUCUGGAAGCUUCUCCCCAGGCACUUCCCCUGCCUUCCUAUCAGGGCCAGGGGCUGCUGAGCUGGCCCGGCUUCGGCAAGAGCUAGAUGAAGCCAACAGCACCAUCAAGCAGUGGGAGGAGUCCUGGAAGCAGGCUAAGCAGGCUUGUGAUGCCUGGAAGAAGGAAGCAGAGGAGGCUGGUGAGCGGGCCAGUGCAGCAGGAGCGGAGUGUGAGCUGGCCCGGGAACAGAGGGAUGCACUGGAAGUGCAGGUGAAGAAGCUCCAGGAGGAACUGGAGCGGCUGCACGCAGGGCCAGACCCCCAGGCCCUGCCCACUGUCCCGGACUUGGAGGCACUUUCACUCUCCACCCUCUACUCCCUCCAGAAGCAGCUACGGGCCCACCUGGAGCAAGUGGACAAGGCUGUGUUCCACAUGCAAUCGGUGAAAUGCCUUAAAUGUCAGGAGCAGACCCGGGCGGUGCUGCCGUGCCAACAUGCUGUGCUGUGCGAGCUCUGUGCUGAGGGCGGUGAGUGCCCUGUCUGCCAGCCUGGUCGGGCCCAUGCCCUCCAGUCGUGACCCUACAGGCCUGGCCCAGCUGGGUCCAGAUCUUCUCACCUAGGACUUUUUACAGUAUAUAAUAUGUAUGUAUGUAUAUGUAUAUGAUUAUGUACAUGUAUACAUUUUGGUGUGUGUGCAGGUGUGCGUGGUACGUGUGCACAGUGUCAGUGUGUAUAUCUGUACAUAGAUAUAGACACACACUUUAAAAUGGACUUACCAAGCACUUUUUAAAAGAAAAGACUAUUUUGCAGUCCUCCACUACCCAUUCCCUACUCUUCCUGCUCAGAGACAAAAUUCCUUUUCCCACUGGCCUUUUGGCAGAGAAUAUGUUUAUGUCUUUUUAUGUAGGAACUAACUAUUUUUAACUACUUCCUUGGGCCUGAGCAGGGAAGGGGUGAGAUGCUCGAAGGAGGGGAAGGGGAAACUGGAAGGGCAGUCCCUGCUCACCCAGCCACUGUGGACCAGGGCCUGCAUCAAGUGUGGGCUCAGGUCCCCUAGUUCCCAGCUAUGAGGGCUUCAGGGAGGCCUAAAGGUCUGCUGGAGUUCUAAGCCAGCUGAGCUUCUGGGCUUACCAAAUGUGUAUGUAACUUUGGAGACAGCCACAGGAGCUGGCAGGCCAAAGCUUCAGGGCCAGCCCCACUCCCAUACCUGGGCCCUUGAAGCUCUUUAGGGGUCAAGGCCCAGUUCUGACCCUCGGGUUCUUGAAGCCUGGGGUUUCCCUUGGUCAUUUCCUUCUGGACUCCCCAGACCAGCCUCCCUGGCCCCUCAGUCACCUAACCAGGUUGGCACUGCCCUCAGCUGUCCCUGCCCCCCCCCCCGGCAUGUGGCUGCAGAGCCGUUGCCCUCCCUCUGGCAGCUAGCAGGGCAGUUGGGGAGCAGUGCAGCCUGAGGACCAAGGGGGCACAGGUCCUGCCCCUUCUUGCUGGGAGGAGCUCGUAUGCAUUCCUUGGUGCUCUUUGAGUGCAGCUGACGUACUGCCGUUCUGGGCAGACGCCUGUGUGCAUGUGUGUGUGUGCCUGUCCAAUGUAUAUUGUGUUUUAGCUUCAAUUUUAAAAAACUGUUCUGUACAGAGAGAUGCAGUGGGGUGGGAGGGCAGAGUGGGCAGAGGGAGGCGACCUUGCUUCCAGCACUGGGUGUCCAGUGGGCUCAAGAGGGCUGCAAAAGAGUCUGCUCUGGCCCAGGCCCCUCCCUUGGGCUUAGCACGAAAGGGCUUUCAAUGAAUUAAGUGAAAACUUUCUUCUUUUUUUACGAAAAUGCAAAAAUCAAACUUAUUGGAAAUAAAAUAUGAACUUGCA